This is a messenger RNA of Prunus avium (sweet cherry), 1179 nucleotides long. RefSeq lists its product as uncharacterized. NCBI's taxonomy places the organism in Eukaryota, Viridiplantae, Streptophyta, Magnoliopsida, Rosales, Rosaceae. The record is from RefSeq and is a predicted model, not a curated record.
CAAGAAAAUAUUAAAAGCUUUGAAGAACAUCAAAUUUUUUCUUUCUUCUUCAUGAUGGGGUCUUUUAUGCUUUUGGAAUUGGUGGGAACUUUGAUGGAAUCGCAGAAACUUUGCUUCAGAAAUGUUAAGCUCAUGUCUUGCAUCUUCCUGCUCAUAAUUUCUCUUAGCUCUAUCCUCUUUUUGAGUAAUAUGCUGUCCAUUAAACCAUCAAUCACUGAUUUUGCCCUCAAGGCAAACCUUCUAGCUAUGAAUAUCGGCACCCCUGAAUUCGGAAACCUUCUGAAUACUUUGAAAGGCGACCUCCGAUUAUUUGUUGGACUAGAGUGGAUUUUUGUUUUCGCAUUCUGUUUUUUCUCUUUGUUCUUUGCAACAGCUUCAAUCUUAGCAUCGGCAGUAACAUAUUGCGGAAAAGACAUGUCUAUCAAGGAACUUCUAUCAAGGGCCGUGAAAUUGCUGAAAAGACCGUUUCUUACUUGGUUUUACAUAACCCUUCUUCAUCUGGGCUAUUGUCUAUUUCUCAUAACCUUUCUGGGUCCUUUGGUGCUGAUUUUCAAUCUUACGUUCACUAUGCCUUCUUUAUUAUCUAUAAUCAUAUUCCUCCUAGCUCUAGUUUUCGAAGCUUAUCUAGCUGUUGUUUGGAAUUUAGCACUCGUUGUUUCGGUACUCGAAGAAAACUGUGGAAUUGAGGCACUUGGGAAGGCUGGACAGCUCAUCAAAGGAUUGAAGAUACGCGGAUUUUUCCUAAAUCUUUUGUUUGGAGCAGUCUCUCUUCCUGUGUUCUAUGGUGUGCACAAGUUUGGCAAAACAGUCAUGUCAUCAAAUGCUGCCAUGAUUCCAUUGCUCCUCCUGAAUUCGAUAUCCUGCCUGAUCGGAAUGUUUAAGCUCAUGGCAUACACAGUCCUCUAUCACGAUUGCAAGGCGACUCAUGGAGAAGAACUUGAAAUGAAAGGAGGCACUGAAUAUACUAAAGUGGCCUUUACCCCACUUAUCAGUGCAGAUUUACCAUGAUGAAGGAUGUCUGUAUUUCUAAUAGUUUACUGUUUUUUGCGUGUGUUGUAACCAUAAUUUCUGCAGCUCCAGCUAGUUUUUAUGCAUAAAGUUAAUAAAAAAAUGUUGAAACCGUCAAAAUAGUGCCUUCUCUUGACAUACAGGGUUUUAAAUGAGAAUCUGCCUUGGAUA